CCACCACCUACCACAAUAGAAUGCUGAAAAAUCGCCCUUAAAAUAUCACCGCUUCUCUUCUAAAGACCAUCGUGUCUACUUCCAUUCCGAGGUUGCUGCCCAGUCACCUAGAAUCUGCCUUCAUUACAAGUCUAAAAUUUACGGUUGUCAAUUCUGAGCCCUUUCGAUGCGAUCCUUUUUCAAUAAGCCAUCUUGGGCAAGUAGGGGAGAGGAAACUCAGGACCUCAAGUUUUAUCAACAUGCUAGUCAAGUGUACAAUGAUAUAAUUUCCACGAAUCAGCAUGCGCGACGUGCCAACCAAAUUCAAGAAACUGAAACCAAACGGCGACGUACUCCCAUUGAGAAUCAUGGUGGUGACACAUUACCGCUGGGAACCUGCAAAACCUCUGACGAAUCUCUCGGUCAUCAACUGCCAUCCAAUGGCAACACUUUCAAUCGCAGAUCUGUACAUGGAAGCGAAGAUCAGCUCGGCAGCCAAGCUCCAGAUGCUUUAUCGCACGGACCAGGAGUGACAGAUCCCAGUGGUAUUGACCACCUGAUACCUGGGUUGGCGUCAAAAUCUCGGGACGAGAUUGUUACUUCUGGCACAUCGGCUGUAAAGAACCCUAGUGGAGGCAAGAGAACUUGCAUUGAUAACUCUCAACCCUCGAAUAGGCUGAGCCCUACUAAACCCCACUUGACACCCAGCAAGAAGCUUACAUCGUCCGAAGAUACGAUAGUCCAGAUCCUCAUCACCUCGAAAAUCAGUAACACCAAGCCGCUCAUAGUUCGCCGAAAAAUGCAUCAGCCACUGAAAGAUGUGCGCCUUGCAUGGUUAAAUCGUCAAGACCUACCGAAGGGGCUCGAGUCUUCUAUCUUCCUGACUUGGAAAGGGAAACGCCUUUUCGAUGUCACCACAUGUCGCAGUCUGGGGAUUGUACCCAAGGGUCGCCAUGCGCAUGGGCCUGUUGCCUGCGAUUCAUUACGAAGUGAAAGCUCUGACCUGCAAGUUCACAUGGAAGCCGCUACUGAUAAUCCUCUUGAUCCUGACAACAGUCGGUCAUUGUCUUCCGCCAAGCUAGCGCCAGGUGCAGACUUGGACAGCGGCGAGCUAUCUCUGAAAAAUAUCGUUUUAAAGGCCCCGGGGCUAGAUGAUCUUAGAUUGAGGGUGAGUCUCCAAAUGCAGGUCUCGCAGCUGAUUCGCCUAUUCCGUGAUGCGAGACAGAUUUCGCUGGAGCAUGACGUUUACCUUGUAUUUGAUGGUGAACGCUUAGACCUUGGAUGUGCUCUUGAAGAUUAUGAUCUUGCAAAUGAUGAUCUCCUGGAUGUAAUAGUCAAGUAACAAAUUUCAGU
Messenger RNA from Aspergillus aculeatinus CBS 121060, 1332 nucleotides. RefSeq lists its product as uncharacterized. The record is from RefSeq and is a predicted model, not a curated record. Gene Ontology annotation, molecular function: protein binding. Bases 167 to 1321 code for a protein of 384 amino acids. Lineage: Eukaryota; Fungi; Ascomycota; Eurotiomycetes; Eurotiales; Aspergillaceae. The transcript has a single exon.